AACAGCACAGCAACAUUCAAGUGGUUUCGUUGCUUGUGUGCUUGUGUGCUUGUGUGCCUGUGUGCUUGUUGUACACUAUUAUAGCCAACAGAUUUUAAUAAUAAAGGUUACUGUGAAGGUUCGUUACGUUGAAGAAAAUGUGCGCUGGUGAUGUGAUUUGAAAACUGUGAUGAUAUUAACAAAAAAGUUUGUUUCAUAAAAAAUUGAUAAAAUUUCAUUCGGGAUUGAUGUGAGCCAUGUCAUGGGAAAGCGUAGUAUCAAAGGAUCUGCUUAGUUUUCCACAUUGUCAAAAUUUAUCAGCAACUCAUUUAUUGGCUUCCCCAGAUGGUUCACGUAAUUUGUUAGAAGCAUCAAAUGAAUUUUGCAACUUUGAUGAAAACUAUUCAUGGAAUGUUGGUUAUGGAUCAAGUCCGGAAGAAAAUUCAUUAUGGGCUCAUCAAGGAUUUUCUGCACCCCGGAACUCCGUAGUUAAUUGCUUUUUAAUGUUUCAACGGAGCUUAAAACAGUAUUUGGCAAAAAGAAAAAUGGAACGUGGUUUGCGUCUUUAUGAACAACAUAAUCAGAAUGCGGCUGUUCGUAUAUGGCGAAGUGCUCUUAAGGCGACAAGUCGUCGUGAAGACUGCUUUCAGUUAUUAAAUUAUCUUUAUCAAGCUCAUAUGGAUUGGGGAAAAUACAGAGAAGCAAUCGAGUUUGGACAUAGAGCUUUAGGAAUUUCAGAGGAACUUGAUUCACAGAAUAUGCGCGCUGAAACAUAUUUAAACUUAGCACGUGCGCAUGAACGUCUUGGUGGUUUAGAGAGAGCACUUAGUUAUGCACGUCACUCGCUUUAUAAUGAGUGUAACAAACAAUGUCGAACUGGUGGGUUAGUUCAUCUAACAGUCGCUCGAGUUUAUUUAGAAAUGGGUGGCUUUUCGCGAGCACUAGAAGGACUACAAAAUGCUCAUAAAAUUGCUCUAUCAAUAACUGACCCUUCUUUAGAGCUGCAGGUUUUUGUUGCAUUAUCCGAAUUAUUUGGACGUUUACAAGAUAAUCAUAAAAGUGCAGUAUACGCAUCAAAAGCAUAUGAUUUGUCACGUUCUUUACAAUUGGGACAUUUGAAUUCAUCGAAUCAUCGAGCAGCUUUAUUAAGAAUGGCUGCAGCUUUAAGAAAGCAAGGUGAAUUAGGAGAUGCUCAUGAUUAUUGUAUGGAAGCAACUAGACUCUCAUUAAUAUCUGGCGAUCAAGCUACCUAUACACGUAGUUUACGGAUAAUGGGUGAUAUAUACCGGAAAAAAAUGGACAUUGAUCGAGCAUUUAGGCAAUAUGAACUUGCAAUGGGAACUUCGUCAGCAGUUGGUGAUCGUAUGGCGCAGAUGGAAGCAAUGGAUGGUGCUGCACGCUGCUUAGAAGUCUUACGUUUGCAACAAAAGAUAUGCAACUGUCGUCCUUUAGAAUUUAACACGCGAUUGCUCGAAGUAGCAAAUUCAAUAGGUGCAAAGUUACUUAUGCGCAAAGUUCGCAGUCGCCUUUCUUUAAUUUAUCAAGCAUUGGGUGAUGAUGAACAAUAUAACACGCAUAUAAAGUUGGCAAGUCAGACUGAUGCUGCUCUUGGAUUAAUCUGCGGCGUUUGCGGGGAAUUAUUUGGUCUUGAAACAGAUUCCUUAGAAGCUCUACCAUGCGCGCAUAUACUACAUGCCAGGUGUGCACACGAAUUAAUUCGGAAACGUGAAAAGGGAUCCAAUCGUGCUUGUCCAGCUUGCAAUAAAUUAAUAAAUUCUCAUCUGCAUUUAUGCUCUCCAGAAAACAAUAGAUCCAUGCAGAACAAUAUAUUAAACAGUAACUUACAAAUCAAUACAGCGGAGUUAAUUCCUCCACUAUAUAUCAAUGAAUCAGAAGAUGAUAAUGAUAACAAUUCCAUUGUGUAUACUGAUAAUAUUUUUUGCAAUGGGUUGAGCACGAAUACAUCAAACAACAGCUGUAGUAACAUACUUAUAUCAGCUAAGCGCGAUAUAGAAGAACCUACGCAUCGAAGUAACCUAUCUUUAGAAUCUUUAAGUAUGCACGCAUCUAGUUUAAAUGUCAAUAGUGGUAAAAACGCCACAUCUUCCGUAUAGAAAUCAGUUUAGAUAUUAAAAAAAACGUUUUAAAAACGUUUAAAAAAUGUU
Messenger RNA from Teleopsis dalmanni, 2144 nucleotides. RefSeq names its product 43 kDa receptor-associated protein of the synapse homolog. NCBI's taxonomy places the organism in Eukaryota, Metazoa, Arthropoda, Insecta, Diptera, Diopsidae. Gene Ontology annotation, molecular function: protein-membrane adaptor activity; acetylcholine receptor binding. Bases 237 to 2093 code for a protein of 618 amino acids. The record is from RefSeq and is a predicted model, not a curated record. The transcript has 9 exons. Gene Ontology annotation, biological process: chemical synaptic transmission.